Didymosphaeria variabile is the source of this 2397-nucleotide messenger RNA. RefSeq lists its product as uncharacterized. Lineage: Eukaryota; Fungi; Ascomycota; Dothideomycetes; Pleosporales; Didymosphaeriaceae. The coding region runs from base 1 to 2397 and encodes 798 amino acids. Gene Ontology annotation, biological process: glucan catabolic process. The record is from RefSeq and is a predicted model, not a curated record. The transcript has 2 exons. Gene Ontology annotation, molecular function: beta-glucosidase activity.
AUGGCCUCCUCCAUCAUGAGAGCCUCGCUCUUCCUCCUUGCCGCGGCGCCAGCUGCCUCGUACGAUCUUUCUCGCAGGCAGGCAGCCGCCAAUGCCACGUACAGGGACCCCAAUGCCUCGGUGGACGACCGCGUAGCUGAUCUCCUCUCGCGGAUGACCAUUGAGGAGAAGACUGCACAAUUGGUUCAGGGUGAUUUUUCCAACUGGAUCAACACGACAUCGAAUGCCUUCAACUACACCGGCUUGGCCUGGAACAUGGCCAACAGAGCUGGGCAGUUCUACGUGGGAUACGCAAUUCCCCCGGACUGGGUCGCUGAAGGUGUCAGGAAAGCCCAGGAUUACCUCGUCAAGAACACCACGUUGGGUAUUCCAGCUUUCGUGCAGACCGAGGGUAUCCACGGCCUGCUCAUCGGCAAUGCCACUGUCUUCAACAGCCCGAUUGCACAAGCUUGUUCGUGGGACCCAGAGCUUAUUGAGCAGAUGGCUCGCGUUAUAGCCGACGAGUCCAAGACAAUUGGUGUCAACCAAGUUUUUGCUCCUCUCGCAGAUCUCGCUCGCGAACUACGGUACGGCCGUGUCGAGGAGACAUACGGCGAAGACCCGCACCUGGUCGGUGAAAUGGCAUACAGCUAUGUGAUCGGAGUGCAAGACCACGAUGUCAGCGCAACAAUCAAGCACUUCGCUGGAUUUUCCGCACCUGAACAAGGUCUCAACACUGGCCCAGUGCACGGCGGAGAGCGCGAGCUUCGAACAACUUGGCUGCCGUCCUUCAAGCGUGCCAUCAUCGAUGCUGGUGCAUACAGCAUCAUGGGGUCCUACAACUCUUACGAUGGCAUCCCCACCAUUGCGGACUACCACAUGAUGACUGAGAUCCUCCGCGAAGAGUGGGGUUACAAGUACUGGUUGACUUCCGAUGCUGGCGCGACUGACCGCAUCUGCUGCGCCUUCAAGAUGUGCAGCUGCACGCCGAGAGGCGGCGGCCAGAAGGACGCCGUUGACAGUGAAGCCAUUACCCUGUACGCCCUCCCAGCUGGAAACGAUGUCGAAAUGGGCGGAGGCAGCUACAACUUCGCCAACAUCCCCGAGCUUGUUGAGGCCGGAAAGCUUGACAUUGAGGUCGUCGACACAGCCGUUGCACGACAGCUUCGCGCCAAGUUCGCUCUGGGUUUGUUCGAGAACCCGUACCCUGGACUGGGUGCCAGCAAUGGUACGAACGGCACAAGCGGCUUUCCUCACAAGACCGAGAGUGUGAAGCUUGCGCGAAAGCUCGAUGCAGAAUCGAUCGUCCUCCUGGAGAACAAGAAGCAAACUCUCCCCUUGAAGAAAAAUGCCAACAUCGCCGUCAUUGGCCCGAUGGCCGACUUUGUCAACUUCGGAGACUACGUCGUCUACCGCUCGCAAUACAACGCCCAGAACGUCAACCCGCUGCAAGGCAUCCGCAAUGCCUCUACCGGCACCGUGACCUACGCGCAAGGCUGCGAGCGCUGGUCAACCGAUGAGUCCGGCUUCCCGGAGGCCGUCUCGGCCGCCGAAGCCGCCGACGUCGCCGUAGUGGUUGUAGGAACCUGGUCCCGAGACCAAGGUGAGCUCUGGACUGGCCUCAACGCCACGACCGGCGAGCACAUCGACGUGAACGAUCUCACGCUCGUCGGCGCCCAGGCGAACCUCGUCAAGGCUAUCAUCGACACCGGCAAGCCCGUCAUCGUUGUAUUUCAGAGCGGCAAGCCUGUGACAGAGCCCUGGAUCUCUGAUGAGGCGUCGGCACUAAUCCAGCAGUUUUAUCCCGGUGAGCAGGGUGGUGCUGCGCUCGCAGACGUGCUCUUUGGAGACGUCAACCCCUCGGGCAAGCUCUCCGUGUCUAUCCCCCACGAUGUCGGCAGUCUUCCUGUCUUCUACGACUACCUAAACUCGGGCCGAUUCGCUGGAGGCACUGCUCCCAACCCGGGAGAGAUAUAUGACAACGGCACGCUGAAAUUCGGAAGCUCGUACGUAUUUGGCACGCCCGAGGCGCUUUACGAGUUUGGGUACGGCCUUUCGUACUCUAACUUCACGUACUCCAAUGUCUCGCUGUCGAAGAGCACAGCUUCGGCGGAUGACACCAUCACUGCGAGCGUCAGCAUCACCAACACAUCGCCUGUGGACGGAAAGGAGGUCGUGCAGUUCUACAUCCAGGACGUCAUCGCCUCGGUCGUGGUGCCUAACAAGCAGCUCAAGGGUUUCAAGAAGGUGCUCGUCAAGGCAGGUGAGACGGUCGAUGUCAGCGUCGACAUGGAGGUCAAGGACUGGGGUGUGUGGGAUAUCAGAAUGAAGUAUGUGGUCGAGAAGGGAGACUUCAUCGUGCAUGCCGGUUCGAGCUCCAGUGACUUAAGGGGCAAUGCGACGGUGACGGUGACGUGA